AAAUUUAGAGAGCAGCGAGUCAACAAUGGAAGGUUCACAACUGUACGAAGCCAAACGAGAACGAAAAAUUCUAACCGAGGCCAACGACAACUUUCACUUUCGACCGGCACAUGUCAAGAUGAAUGCCGACAGGUCUGCGUUCCUGGUCGUCCUGCUCUUCACUUUUGCUUGCACUUUACUUCUGCAGACAGCUAAUGGGAACAAUGGCGGCAAUCAGACAUGUCCCUCGAGCCCGGCUUAUAUGAAUUUAACGUGCACCUAUAGAUACCGUAAUGGUAACAAAACUGUAACCUGUCGCAGACCUGACAACUCCACGUGCACUCUAUCAAUCACAAAAUCACUACGGCAUUUAUGGCCAGGCUUUACAGCGCAAAAUAUUGAUUCGGCACGGGUAUCUGAAGGCCUCCUAAAGUGUCAUCGAGGGACUAGCCUAGAUACUUCAUCCUAAGAACGUAAUAUUUCCAUAACUUAAUCAAAUUAUCCUGUUGGCGUCAGUAAUCGUCCAGAGAUUUCAAGUCAAACCCUUGGCCAGGCUACUUCCUCAAAUGGUCGGUAAAAUUGUUUCU
Messenger RNA from Dermacentor silvarum, 566 nucleotides. RefSeq lists its product as uncharacterized. The record is from RefSeq and is a predicted model, not a curated record. The transcript is spliced from 5 exons. NCBI's taxonomy places the organism in Eukaryota, Metazoa, Arthropoda, Arachnida, Ixodida, Ixodidae. Bases 26 to 448 code for a protein of 140 amino acids.